Molecule: messenger RNA, 1917 nt
Organism: Blastomyces gilchristii SLH14081
Lineage: Eukaryota; Fungi; Ascomycota; Eurotiomycetes; Onygenales; Ajellomycetaceae
Exons: 4
Coding region: 1-1917 (638 amino acids)
Source: RefSeq, a predicted model, not a curated record
AUGGCGGAUUCAAUACAAUCUCACCCACAUACAUGUUCGCGAUCUCGCGUCCUUUCCACUGGGUCAGUUGCAGAUGAUGAUGAUUCUUCACACUCACAAUCUGCCAGUGGACAUCCUCCUGGAGCAUUUGAAAGCUCCAUUGAUGAACACCCCGAAACACCCUCUCGAUUCGAAGCUGGUUUGAAUACAGCUCCUGACACGGUCAGGCCGGCCCCCCGAUCUACUCAACAGCUUGAUGCUGGUUCUCAUGAAGUCAACUGUUCAGGCGAGGCAAUAUCAGACCAACAGAUGGAACAUCUCAAGAUGACAUUCAAGAUGGAGAAGGAGAGGCGUAGAGAUGUCAACAAUCAUCCUGCCAUCACCUCAACAGCCUGUACAGCCACAUGGGAUCCUAAUCUCGGUGAAAGGUUGGAAUUCAAUCUUUAUGAACCGGAUAGCCGUGUUGGCAAGGCAAUCUCUCAAUUCAAGGAAGAUGUCAAGAAUACUACUCAGAACCCUCUACAAAGAGAUGAUGAAUGGGCACCAUUCUGGGACGCCAGAAACUGGUGGCUCUACACAUUCAUCUCAAACUCCUUGGGUGCAGGUGUCAGACCAUGUUUCUCCAAAUAUGAUGAAAAUCGGAUCACUUAUACCCUCUGGAAUGCGAUCAAACAGGAAUACUCUGUCCCAAAAACACAGUUACACUGUGAGGCAGUUCUGGAAUUCAUGUCACUUGGUGGCACACAGGUCACCAAUCUACACACAUUCUUUGAUAAGUUCUGGUCCGCCAUCACGAAGUUGGAGAUGAUGGAUGCUUCCCCACCAGAUGUGUGGAUAUUUGAUACCUUCUACUCAGUCCUACCCAAAAAUUGGAGGAAUUAUGUUCAGAAGAAGAUUGAGGAGAUACAGGAUUCCAAAUCCACAGCUGUGGUAUUGGAUGUUGAUCUUCUCAUGGAGGAGAUCCGCUCGCGGCUUGAUCCUCCAAAAGAUAAAAAGAAUCUACAGAAUACAGAUUCUGCGGCCAACACCGCUACAACAGCUACGACAGCUACAACAGCUACAACGACCACAACACCUACCAAUUCCAACAACAAUACAUCGAAUUCGGCCCGUGGAGGCCGUAAUGGACGUGGUCAUGGUAAUACUCAAGGGGGCUCCCGAAACCAUCGGGGAUCGGGCAAUCCAUCUACAUGUCCUGAAUGUGAGAGAUCUCACUUUGGCACCUGUUGGUUGGCCAAUCCUGACAGUGCUCCGGAUAAUUGGAGGAUCUACAACGCUGCAAGGAUAAAGGAAUUCAAAGAAAAGGAGGACAAUAAUGGGGGUAGAACUCAACUAUCCAUUACAGAUGGAUCAGAGACCUAUCAGAUGGCAAACCUCGCAGAGGUUAUCAAUGUGCCAGCCUGUUUCGUGGAACCCCACAAGGAUCCCUCCAACGGGCGUUUAUACAUAUCAAAGGACGUCAUCUUCCAGGAGGACCUCCAUCUUGCCGAUCCAUCGAUACCGACAAUGCACAACCCGAAGGUCCUACCCAAUGCGGCCUGUAAAGGGGCUGCGGCGAUUCCUUCGGCGACACCAGGCCUACCCACUGCGGCCCGUCAAGAGACUGCAGCGAUUCCUGAUCCAUCAAUUGAUGAUCUGUUCAUUGAUGAGGAAAUCCAACCUGAGUUGCAGAAUACACUGAACUCCCCAGAACCCACAGUUGAAUCUGAUGACCCUCCGACAUCUACAAGGGAUAUCACUACAGUGGGGGAAGCUUCAGUGGGGGACAGUCUUGAAGACCUACUCAUCGAUCCUGAGAUCGCUGCACUUCUGAUCCCGAAAAACCUCACGCGCGCCAAAGCUUCCAUGGAAUGGAAAUAUUAUUACAAGGCCUGUGUUAAAGAGGUCAACUGUUUGAAAUAUACGCGUUGGAAGGAGAAUAUGAAGAUGAAGGGAUAG